Messenger RNA from Pseudocercospora fijiensis CIRAD86, 231 nucleotides. RefSeq lists its product as uncharacterized. Lineage: Eukaryota; Fungi; Ascomycota; Dothideomycetes; Mycosphaerellales; Mycosphaerellaceae. The transcript has 2 exons. The record is from RefSeq and is a predicted model, not a curated record. The annotation marks the transcript as partial.
AUAGUGCUCUUCAAAUUGAACCCCGGCACGUCUGAGGAGAAGAUUGCACAAUUGAAAGCAGCUGGACAGGCAAUGGUCGGACAGGUUCCAGGCCUUCUGAAAUUCGACUUCGGUCCUCCUCUUGCGUCUACCGCUCACAGAGCCCAAGGUUUCAAUCUCGGGCUGAUCGCGGUGCUAGAGAAGGCAGAAGAUGUCAAGGUAUAUGCUGAGCAUCCGGCACAUCUGAAGUAA